Messenger RNA from Carcharodon carcharias (great white shark), 3728 nucleotides. RefSeq names its product dihydrouridine synthase 4-like (S. cerevisiae) (gene dus4l). NCBI's taxonomy places the organism in Eukaryota, Metazoa, Chordata, Chondrichthyes, Lamniformes, Lamnidae. The transcript is spliced from 14 exons. Bases 203 to 2026 code for a protein of 607 amino acids. Gene Ontology annotation, molecular function: tRNA dihydrouridine synthase activity; flavin adenine dinucleotide binding. Gene Ontology annotation, biological process: tRNA processing. The record is from RefSeq and is a predicted model, not a curated record.
AGGCUGCAGCCCGCUCCUGAGAACUAGGUAAAGGCCACGGGUCAGGGUUGAGAGUUCAAAGUCGAGUUUCUCCGGCUUAUGGGUUCACUGGGCGGUGGAGAACGGCCUCAUAGCAGCACAUGGUUCCUAUUUUCCCCCCAUUACCCCAAGUCAUUUUACCCAGUCGGAGGAGAUCGUGUGCUACUCGGGUCGAGAAAUUUCCAUGAACGGUGAAUACUUGUCCACCGGAUCCUGGCAACAAAGAUGCCUCGUCGAUUUGUUUCAGCCGGGUCACGUUGUAAAGAUUUGUGCUCCUAUGGUGCGAUAUUCAAAGUUGGCAUUUCGAUCACUGGUCAGAAAGUAUGAUUGUGAACUGUGUUUUACUCCAAUGAUCAUUGCUUCUGCCUUCCUGAGAUCCGGCAAGGCCAGAGACAAUGAAUUCACAACAAAUUAUGUUGAUCGUCCACUGGUUGUGCAGUUUGCCGCUAAUCAUGCACAGGAUUUAGCUGAUGCUGCUUGUAUAGUUUCUCCAUUUGCAGAUGGUGUUGACUUGAACUGCGGUUGUCCACAAAGGUGGGCAAUGGCAGAAGGAUAUGGUGCUUGUCUAAUAAAUAAACCAGAACUGGUUCAGGACAUGGUGCGUCAGGUCAAGAAUCAAGUGGAAUGCCCCAACUUUUCAGUCUCCAUUAAGAUAAGAAUACACAAAGACCUAGCAAGAACUGUAGAUCUUUGUCGGAAGGUUGAGGCAGCUGGAAUCUCUUGGAUUACUGUUCAUGGCAGAGCAACUGAGGAGCGGCAUCAACCUGUGCACUAUGAUACAAUCAAGAUUAUUAAAGAAAACUUAAAUAUACCGGUAGUAGCAAAUGGAGAUGUAAGGAGCAAUAAAGAUAUCGAUUUUGUGCAUCAACUGACAGGAAUUGAUGGUGUAAUGGCUGCUCGAGGCCUUUUAGCAAAUCCUGCUAUGUUUGCAGGAUAUGAAGAAACCCCCUUGCAGUGUGUUCGGGAUUGGGUUGACAUUGCUUUGGAGUAUGGAACACCAUACACUUGUUUUCAUCACCAUUUGAUGUACAUGUUGGAACGAAUAACUUCAAAGCAAGAGAAGAAAAUCUUUAAUGUGCUGUCAAGUAUGUCAGCUGUUAUAGAUUACCUCAAUGACAAUUAUGGCUUACGUAUGCGGAUGAUUGUCCUGCGUGAUGAGGCAGAAUUUACGCCUUUCACGGCGCGGUGGGUGUGCGCGCGCAGACGCAGUGCCGUUCGGAGCGAGAGGUGCCGAUUUCUUCGGCAUUGUUGGAAAAGGUUUCAAAAGGUUUCAUCAAGUACAAUGACAUUGCAGUGGGUUGCAGUUGCAUCUUUCCUGUAUGCAGAAAUAGGCUUCGUUUUGUUUCUAUGUUUACCGUUCAUCUCCCCUCGAAGAUGGUUGAAAAUUUUCAAUUUCCGUUUAUGGGAAAAAAUAGCUUCUUACUGGAAUAGAGCAUUUCUCACAAUCAUUAUAGUCUUGGUUGUCUUGUUCUUUGAUGCCAUUAGAGAAGUGAGGAAAUACUCAGUGAACAACGGGAUUGGAAAAAAUGAAAAGCUGCUUCCAAAUAUGUAUGAUCAUCUCAACAUGAAGCUUUUUCGGGCACAAAGGAAUCUUUACAUAUCUGGAUUUUCAUUGUUCCUUUGGCUUGUUCUUAGACGUAUGAUCACUCUUAUCUCAGAACUGGCGACUGCAAUGGGAGAAAAUCAGGCACUUAAAGUUCAAACAGAUAAUACCAAUGAUGCAGCCAAAAGAUACAUGGUGGAAAAUGAAGAACUGAAAAAGGCUUUACGUAGAGGUAAAGAUGAUGGAAAUAAGAAACUGGAAGAGGAAAAUGAGCAGCUGAUUAAAGAAAUAGAGAGAUUAAAGGCUGAACUGAAAAAGACCACAGAAGCCCUUGAGAAAUCAAAGAUUGAAAUGAAUUCAAUCAAAAAACAAAGUGAUGGACUGACUAGGGAAUAUGAUCGUCUUCUGCAGGAGCAUGAAAAGACACAGGGUCUUGUUGACACACAUGAUAAGAAGGAAGAGUAACCUGCAAAAGGUUUUGCCUUGUGCCUUUGGAUGACAUCUGCAACAACAGAAUAUUUAUUUGUUUCCUUAACAACAUAAUGAAGCUAAAAAUGAAGUGAGUCACUGUUCAUAAGAAAUUAUGUUGAUAGCUGUUUUCAUAAACAUGAAAGUUGUUUGUCAUGCUUCAAUCCAUUUACAUUUCCAAAAUGGGAUUCUAAAUGAUAAAGCAGGUGGGAACAUAGCUCUUCCUGCUCUGAUGUCUGCUAGAAACUCAGUCAAUGAAUUCACAAAUACGUGUGCAUUCAUAUGGCUGAUUUCCAAGUAACACUUUCGUACAGUUUUUGUCCCAAGUCUUGAGUUUCCUUAUCAGCUAUUUGAAAUGCCAAUCUUCUUCAAGUUCCAAAUAUCCAAAUCCAAUGCUAUAUAAUGAGCUCAAUCCAAUUCUUUGUGCAAGAGGUUUUGACCAACAAGGUGUUCCUGCGAUUAUGCUGAUUCUCUCCACAUUGUUUAGAUCCAAUCUUGCUUUGGAACUUUGCUGUCAGUAAGAAAGCUGAGGCUACUUUUUGUCCCUCUCACAGUGGUUUCAUAGAACUGUAUUGAAGCAAUAGUCAGCAUCCACUAGAACCCUAGAUACCACUGUGAAUCAAUUAGUUGGGAUGGAUGCGUCUUCCAUUUUCCAAUCAAUACCUUGCAAGUGUCUACUUGAGCAGUGCGAAGUCUUAAUACUCCACUUUGAGUAUUUGCCACAUAUCUUUGUCUGUGUUGUAUCCAGAAUGUUUAAGAAUGUCAUUCUGUAAAGCAAUAGGGCAGAAGAUAAUAUUCCCAUUCUGUUUGUAUAAUCUUUUUUAAUAGUUCCAUUUACAAUUAAAUUUCCAUUAUCCUCCAGAAUAAAGAGCGGCCUUUGGCUGAUGAUGGAAAUUGGCAGGUAAAUGAGUUUCAAUGCAAAUUGUCUUGCACAUAUGGUACCUGAAAACCCUAGGCAUACAGUGAAGAUGCAUACAAUAUGAGUAACUUAAAGACAAUCUUUCUUGGACUUGAGUGGUUAUUUGAUGUUAGUCAGGAUGACAUAGUUGUUUAAUGGUCUAUGUGUUGAAGUAGCUCCUUGUGUUAGGCUUUAUCUUGAAAACUCUGGCAGAUAAUCCAGAAAUGGAUACAGGAUUGCAGAUAGAAAAAGUAUCACUGCACUGUGAAAAUUGUUUUGGGUUCAAUCUGUUGAAAAGUUAGAGAUUACAAUAAUGUGAUAUAUAGUUACUUUCCCUGUUGUUAUCUGUGUAUUGGACUUCAAAAUCUUUGUAAAUCCCAUCAAUUAAUUUUACUUCCAUCAGAAUUGUUCUAAAAAUUCAAAGUCUUAAUGGAAUUUUUAUUUAGUAAAUUCAGUUUGGGCUCCCUGCUGCUUGUAAACAUGAGCUGAAUGAAGAGAUUGUACUGAAAGGUUCUUUACUACUACAUACUUAUUCUGAUUCUAUUCUUUCUUUCCCUUCCUUAAAAUGAUGUCUCUGCAACCUACCACCACAGACUGUAAUAGAUGAAAAAAAACUGAUGUGCUACUUUGUUUGAAAUAUAAAACCAUUAAAAUUGUAAGUUUCUUUCAUGAUCAUUAGCAUAUAUAUACACAAAUGUCCAGUAAUAGUGUCUGCAUGUCAAUUUACUUGAUUUUUUUUUUACAAACUGCAUUUUUUUGGUCAAGGAUCUUAUGCUUGUACAAUAAAAAUCUAAAAUCAAA